Numida meleagris (helmeted guineafowl) is the source of this 1883-nucleotide messenger RNA. It is a transcript of the gene SIGIRR, whose product is annotated as single Ig and TIR domain containing. The coding region runs from base 238 to 1485 and encodes 415 amino acids. Gene Ontology annotation, biological process: signal transduction. NCBI's taxonomy places the organism in Eukaryota, Metazoa, Chordata, Aves, Galliformes, Numididae. The record is from RefSeq and is a predicted model, not a curated record. The transcript is spliced from 10 exons.
AAAAAAACCACACACACACACAGAAAAACCCAGCGAAAGCACUUGUCAGGCAGGCAGCUCAAGCAGCACAGGGGGAAGACAGACAGCAGGAAGCCUGGAGGAAUCUCCUGCAGUUUUGCCUCCAUCCCAGCCCCAGUCCGCCCCGUGGCAGCAACAGGCGGACUUUGUCCUCCCGGAAAAUGUGACACCAGGUGCCUCCGUCCGCAAUGCCGGUAGCUGAAUGCCUCUGACCACGCCAUGGCAGAUUUUUGCAGUGUGCCUCCUGAAAUCCUCGCCCCGGCUGCCAACGAGACACUGGAACUGGCACUGGGAAGCCAGGCCGUGCUGAACUGCACUGUGCGCUGGGCGGUCGGUGAGCACUGUGAGCCUGUCCCCGCCUGGACCAAGGACGGGCAGUGGCUGGGCAGCGAGAGCAGCCAGGACAGCAGCUGGUUGGGUCAAAAUGCCUCGGAGCGUCUCCUUGCCACCGUCCUGCAGGUCAACCUCACGCACGAUGCCGAUUUCGGGGUGUUUUCCUGCUGGGUCAGCAACGCCACAGCCACCUUCACCCUGCGGAGAGGGGAUGUUGCGGGGCACGUGAGUGCGGUGCUCGCUGCCCUGCUGGUCCUGGUCCUCCUGGUGCUGCUGGCAGGGCUCUAUGUCAGGUGCCGCCUGAGCGUGCUCCUCUGGUACAGGAACCACUACGGCGAGCUGGAGAUGAACGAUGGGAAGCUGUACGAUGCUUAUGUGUCCCAUGCCACCGCCCCAGAUGAUCGGAAGUUUGUCCACUUCAUUGUGAAGCCACAGCUAGAGAACCGCUGUGGCUACAAGCUCUACCUGGAUGAGCAGAACAUCCUGCCCAAUGCCGAGCCAUCAGCAGAUCUCAUCAUGAACGUGAGCAGGUGCCGGCGCCUCAUUGUGGUCCUCUCUGUGGCAUACCUGGAGCAGGAUUGGUGCAACAGCAGCUUCAGGGAAGGGCUCUGGAGGUUGCUGGAGCUUUCCAAGAAACCCAUCUUCAUCGUCUUUGAGAGCCAGUACCGGGAGAUCGCGCACCCUGCCAUCAGCCUGCUGAAGCAGCACAGGAGCGCCGUGACCUUGCUGGUGUGGCGAGCGGGCUCCAUGACCCCAUCAUCAGACUUCUGGAAGGAGCUGUGCCUGGCCCUGCCACGCAAGUUGGCCUUCCGAGGGACCAUGGGGGACCCGCAGACCCAGCUCCAGGAGGACAAGGACCCCAUGCUCAUCCUGCACAGCAGCUACUUGGACAGCCGGGGGGACCCCCACCCAGAUGGAGACCUGGGUACAGGCCUCCGUGGAUGUGCUUUCAGAAGUCCCCUUCCUCCUCGCAUCGGUGGCCCUGGGGGGCCCAUGGCUUUGGCCACUGGCACGCUGGAGGACACGCAGCUGAAGGACAGCCACAGAUCCGAGAUUGACGUCUCCGACCUGGGCUCACGCAACUACGGGGCCCGCACGGACUUCUACUGCCUGGUGACAGAGGAUGACAUCUGAGCAGAGCCACAGCCAGGCUGCUGCAUCCCAGCGUCCCCACACCCUGUGGGACUGCACAGACUCUGGUCAUGGUUCCAGGAUCCCAGGCAUUCAGAAGAAAUGAAGCUGGGAGGAGAGGAGCUGGCUCCAAGCAACAUGCUCCAUGGUGGAAAGCCAUGACGAGGGGACAUUCCUGUCCACAGUGCCUGGGCACCCUUAGGUGCUAGGUCCUCCUGCCUUGCCCUGGGUAGAAGGGACAUUUUUCCUGGCUGAUGGACCAAUGCUGGGAUUGGUGAUGCCCUUGGAGAAGCAGCAUGUGCCCACGUCCCUUUGCCCCUCAUUCCCCUACCCUAGUUGCUUGAGGCAGCAUCACCCUCUCCCCCACAGAAAUCCCGGUGGCAAUAAAACACUGCUGCUCC